GCGACAAAACCAGCAUUUGAGUAUGUUGCGAUGGCAAGGAAUACUUUGACACAUGGGCAAUUGCUACUCGUGCAAAGGGAAGAAAGCCUUCACCGAUAUUCCAGCAGAGGAAAGGCCUGAAGUGAACGUGAAGCUGAUGGCCUCUACCCAGGAAGUACAGACGCUUGAGGGGAUAGCUGCCCAGUCAGGUCAGGAACAUAGAGCUGGCCGUAUGAUUCCCUACAGCCGCAUUCCAGGAAUACCUGCAAGUAAUGUAGGACUGCCGGUUGCAUCAGGUAGAGGAGGCACAACUAGCAGACUUAAGCCACCCUCACCAUUCCAGAAACUUGGUUUAAAACCCCCUGAGGUAAUUUCAGUACCUGUACAGCCAAAAGGAACAAAGCCCUCUUCCAAGAUUCCAUCAAAUUCUAUGGUGACAUCAAGAGGAGUGAGCACAGUCGAGCGUCGACCGAACCCCCGCUUUGGGAGCCGGGUUGUUCCAAAGCCCCUCAAUGGGAUUCCAAGCUGUCCGCCGAAUUCAACAGGUGUCGGUUCAAGACUUCGCUUCUAUCACAACAGUUUGGGAGACAUGAAUGCAAAUUCUUUCGAAGAUUUGCAAAAUGCGAAUUCCUCCUCUCAACCUGAUGUGUCCAAGAAACCUGAAAUUAACAAUGAGAGGGAAAAGUUUUUCUGGAGCGCAUCAAAGAUGGGACUGCCAAUACCGAAGAGACCUGUUCUCAAGGCUGCUGACCAUCUUCUCCCUACCAGUGCAUCUUCGACUACCAGUACAGCCGGUGAAAGUGACGGAUCGUCGCUGCGCUCGUCUGUGAUAGGAUCAUCGGCUGCGAGUUUUGAAUCGGACGUUGAUGCUGGUGGGUCAAAAGAGUCUUCAUCAGGGAAAGAUUCUGGGGUCGUGGUGCCAGUAUUGUCACGACUGCCACAGAAAAGGCUGAAGCCAUUGUGUUUUCCAUUUCCACCUACUGAAGAGAAUAAACCAGCUCCAAGUGGAUGGAAACCAUCCAGCCUUCCAUCUAUUGUAGGACCAAGCAAAGUGGGACUUCGUCUGUCAUCACUUCAGCCACCCACAUAUGGCAGUCGACUUCCGACAUCAUCCGGCAACCUCUCAUUUAAGCCUAAUACCAACAUAUUUCAGGGUGCCGAAAUCAAGAGUACCGAUUACCAGUUUCCAAAACCGACCAAGUAUCGUUCGGGGUUUGUUCAGUUCCGCAGUGCAAAGUUUGAAGCCAAAAAGUUAGAAGCUAGUGAGAAGGCGAUCAUUCCAUUGCCAAGGCCUCCGACACCAAACAAGAUGGAGAACACUACUCAGUCUACUUCUCCUCCAAUGUGCAUGGAGUGCAGUCGAAUUGAUCAGCCUCCAACUGGUAGGAUGCUGAUUGCCUCUACCAAAAAUUUUUGUCCAGAAAUGAACCAGCAGUCAUUAAGAAAUGAAGAAGCCAAAGAAACUCAACCUGAUGGUGCUGAUCCUAGUCACACUGAGGUACCAGGUGACCAUGUGAUUGAAAAGAGUUGUGACACAAAGUUACUUACAGAACGUACCAAUGAAAGAGUUAGAGUUACUGAAGAUAUUAUAUCCCACAAGGAGAAAGAUGAGAAAGUUGUAAAUGGAAUCUGGCCCCUUCUGGAAGGUGAUGAAGAUGAGACCAGCAAAACUCUGCCCUUGGAUGAAGCACCUCGUGUCCUAAGGAGCCGAGCCCUCAUGUCCCCUGAAAAGUCAAUCUCGACUGAAAGUGAAGGAACAGAUAAGAGUGACGCAGAAUUCCUCAUUGACGACGAGAUUGCCGAUCAGCCAGAGCUCCAAGUGGCCUCAGAUGCUGAAACCUUGAGCCUUGCCUCCACCCAAAAGUUUGACGAGGAGACAUUGAGCGUGAUAUCAGGACAUUCAGAAGCAGAGACCCUGCCAACCAUUUUAUAUUCUCGAUCGGACUGGCCGUCGCCGUUUCCGGAAGGCGACACCGCGCACCGCUGGACGGAGAAGAGGAAGCUCCGCUCGCUCUCCCUCUCCCUGUCGGAGAGCCCGCCCCACUCGUCCGGCGGACAGAGGGCGGGCCUCCACCGCCUCCGCCGUCCCCUUUCCCUGCCUCCUUCCCCGUCGCCUUCCACUCCUCCGAUUCCCCUCGCUCGAGAGGAGCUCCAGCAUCUCCUCGCUACUUAUCCGAGCCGAAAGAUCCUCGGGUCCGUCGCCGGAUCCUUGCCCGAGCUUUCACUCGGUGGGUCGUGCACUCGGGAUGAGGGAGGAACGAUCCUGCACUCGCCCACGUCCUUCAAGAUGCUGCUCAAGUCCCCGCGAUCGUCGUGGGACGGGAGGGACCAGGUGGUGAUGGACGGGGCGACGUACCGCAUGAUGCGGCUGGAGACCACGCACCUCAAGCUCAUGCUCUACAACCUCCAAAGCGUGCUGCAGCAGGCCGAGACGCUGAAUCCCUUUGACUCGAAGAGCUCGCGAGGCUUCUCGCAGUUGAGCACCCUGGCGGAGCAGGGGCCGUCGGAGGAGGAGCAGGCGCUCGGUACUUGUGAGGGUACUGCGCCCGGUACUUGCGGCAGUGCUACGCUCGGCACCAACGAUGAAACGGCGAAGCUGCGGUCUCAGCUCCUGGAUGCUCAGCGACAGAUCCUGUUCCAGAGGCAGCAGCUGGAAGAGCGGGACAAGACGAUCCGGCUCCUCCAGAGCCAGAUGACCAAGUACGCGUCGCAGGGGGGUGGGGGCGAACCCCCCACCUCCUGUCGGUUCGAGGCCGCACGUUUCGACCGCUCCCGAGCGAAUGCAGCCACCCAGACCGAGCGCUUGAGGGCCGUUUCCACCGAUCGACUCCUGAAUGCGGGCCCCUAUGUCACGUAA
Darwinula stevensoni is the source of this 2836-nucleotide messenger RNA. Lineage: Eukaryota; Metazoa; Arthropoda; Ostracoda; Podocopida; Darwinulidae. The record is from the annotation of a GenBank genome assembly.